Raphanus sativus (radish) is the source of this 410-nucleotide messenger RNA. Its product is annotated as general negative regulator of transcription subunit 3-like. Gene Ontology annotation, biological process: regulation of DNA-templated transcription; nuclear-transcribed mRNA poly(A) tail shortening. Gene Ontology annotation, cellular component: CCR4-NOT core complex; P-body. Lineage: Eukaryota; Viridiplantae; Streptophyta; Magnoliopsida; Brassicales; Brassicaceae. The record is from RefSeq and is a predicted model, not a curated record.
UGGGGUGUGUAUAGAAACUCGUAUCAGCAGUAUCUAGCUGCAAAAGAGCUGAAGAAACAGUCAUGGAGAUACCACAGAAAGUUCAACACAUGGUUUCAGAGACAUAAGGAGCCAAAGAUUGCAACUGAUGAGUAUGAACAAGGAGCCUAUGUUUACUUUGAUUUCCACCCAAAAGACGAGAAUCAAGAGGGAGGAUGGUGCCAAAGGAUCAAAAACGAGUUCACGUUUGAAUACAGUUAUCUUGAAGAUGAACUCGCCGUAUAGACAAGAGAUAGAGAGAGAGAUACAUGUUGUCUAUGUAUAUGCUCUCGCGCAAGUGGUUAUUUCCUGAGUUUGUACUCAUUUCUUUUCAGUACCUUUUAAAUAACCAAAGACAGAUUUUUCUAGUAAUCUGUUUUCUUAAACCGUAA